AUGAUCAACUAGAGGACCGCAGUUUUGGUUUCCACCGUCAUCACUAUAUGUUAGCUCCAAACGUCAAGAGAGUUUGUUUGGAGAGAAAGAAACAAUAUAUAUGUCCUCUGACUCACUGGAAUAAGCCGAGCCACCACAUGCAACCCCCUCCUCCUCCUCCUCCUCCACCUCCUUCUCCUUCUGUAGCUGGAAGAAUUGUGACGGCAUUUGGGAAAAGCCAGUGAGAAGAGCUGCGAGGAGCUGCAGAAUGGCGGAGGGCGGCGGCAGGUGCAGUGGAUCUGGGAUGCUGAACGGGGACCGCGGGGGAUGGACCAACUAAUCAUCCAGCCGCACGUUCUGCCAGCAUACAGAAACCACGCCGUGACAGAUCUGGAUUUAGGCUAUUCUAUCUUCAGGAAAUAUUAAGACUGCGAUGAACUUCACCACUACGAGAUCACAAGCAAGAAGAACUGUCGAGGCAGUUUCUUGUUUCUCUUCUACAGCAUUGGACAAAGAAUGCUUCAAUCUACGGAACAGACAUGGACAAGAGAUACACAGGAUCCUUGUUGCCACGGAGAAGAACAAGGAGCACAUGAAUAGAUACAGAUUCCAAGAUGACCCUAUUCAAGAAGUGUUCAAAGGGGACCAGGGAUGACCAAGUGAAAGAGUUGGACCCCUUUACUUUUCUUCCACGGAACAUGUUCUUCCUGUCUGUCCUUUUCGAUAAGGGCCCCUGUUCUUCUUCUUCUUCUUCUUCUUUGGAAAUAACAGACUAUUAUAGGAAGACUAUUUGACUUGGUGACGUUGUGUUAUAUGAUUUCAGAAGAUGGGACUCUGACCCCUUCAAGAUCACCUGACCUGAUUGGACCAACCAGAUGUUCGAGGCGCCAGCCGACGUCUCUGGCAGGGCAAAACCAGGAACUAUAACGUUGUGAUCCUCUAGAGGGAUCUUUUUAAAGUCACCCCUCUCCCCCCCACUUUCUUCUGGUGGGGGGGAGGGCAUAGCAGUUAGCCUAUCACAGCUCAGGACUUGUCCCUUCAAUAGCCAGUUAGCCUAUCACAGCUCAGGACUGGUCCCUUUGUUAGCUUGUUAGCCUAUCACAGCUCAGGACCGGUCCCUUUGUUAGCUUGUUAGCCUAUCACAGCUCAGGACUUGUCCCUUCAAUAGCCAGUUAGCCUAUCACAGCUCAGGACUUGUCCCUUCAAUAGCCUGUUGGCCUAUCACAGCUCAGGACUGGUCCCUUCGUUAGCCUGUUAGCCUAUCACAGCUCAGGACUGGUCCCUUUGUUAGCCUGUUAGCCUAUCACCUGUGAGAUUACUGAGACCAGGACCAGACCGGCAGCAUGGAUGCUAGUCAGGGUCACGGCCAGGGCAGCCCAGAGAGCACUAACCGGGCCGUGGAGUACCUCCUGGAGCUCAACAACAUCAUAGAGAACCAGCAGAAGCUCUUGGACACCCAGAGGCACCGUAUUGAUGAGCUAGAGGUCCAGUUAGACCGACUGGCCCAGGAGAAUAAAGACCUACGGCUAGACCACCAGCGACCUUUACCCCCUCAACCCCCACCGCCACCCUGCCCCCCGCCGCAACCCGCCAACAAAACUAGCCACACAGCCAUACCCUCCGUACAAGUCCGCCCGGUUCAGUCCCAGUCCUAUAGUAGUACCAGAACCAACACUACAGCCAUACCCUCCGUACCAGUCCGCCCGGUUCAGACCCAGUCUUAUUACAGUACCAGUACCAACACUACAGCCGUACCGGCCCCCGUACCCACGGUACCUGUAUGGGAUAAACACACCCCUCAAACCCCCAAGACCCCACACCGUACACCCCAAACCCCCAAACAAACCCCCGUCACCACCCAGACCCCCCGUACCCCACAGACCCCUAAACGGACACCCCACAUGCGUCUGACGCGGACCAUCUCGACCGGGACAGGGACCAGCUUCGUGGAGAUGGAGAAGGAGAGAUUGAACAGGAUGGAGAAAGAGAGGACAGAGAGACUUAAUAGUUCCACCUUGGGAAACCCCACCAGCCACCCACACAGCCACAGACAUGUGGAAGAGACUCCACGUGGUGACACAGUCAGUUUCUCCGACAGCACCUGUAGCCAGGGGCCCUACCUGAGCAGCUCUGAUCACCGCUACAGCAGUGGCCCCGGCCCACCGGACCCCCGUUCCCAACACCACCCCCAGGGCCCCCCGGUGGCCCCCCCCAGUCCUGCCUCACUGGCCUGGGCCCAGAGGACCCGGCACCAGCCUGCCAGUCUGGCGCUCCGAAAGCAGGAGGAGGAGGACAACAAGCGCUGCAAAGCCCUGUCCGACAGCUAUGAGCUCUCCACAGAUCUACAGGACAAGAAGGUGGAGAUGCUGGAGAGGAAGUAUGGCGGUUACUUCCUGAGUCGGCGGGCGGCGCGCACCAUCCAGACGGCGUUCCGUCAGUACCGCAUGAACAAGAACUUUGAGCGGCUGAGAAGCUCUGCCUCUGAGAGCAGGAUGACUCGGCGCAUCAUCCUGUCCAACAUGAGACUGCAGUACUCGUUCGACGAGCGGCAGGGCCAGGGCCAGCCCCAGGGACAGGGCCAGCCCCUGGGGCAGGGGGGACAGCGGUACCCCCACCCUGGAAGGGGGCAGCCUGGGGAUGGAGAGAUGGAGGCUGGGUCUCCUCCACUGUGCCAGGGGGACAUAGAGGAGUACACACACCUGGAUGAGACCUUCUCCAAACAGGUGAAGUCCCUGGCUGACUCCAUCGAUGACGUCUUGACUUGUCAGUCUGGUGUAGAAGACUCUCAGGAGGAGGAGGAGGAAGGUGACGGAGGCGAGACAGGUGUGGUGGCAGACGACUUUGGAGAGUGUGUUUGGAGACCGAGGGAGGGAGACAGACAGAGGGGCGGAGGAAGAGGAAGAGGAGGAGAAAGACAGAGCAUGCAUGAGGACAGCAUAGCCACCUCUUACAGUGACGUGACCCUCUACAUUGAUGACCCCUCCUCGCCCCUGUCCCUGGACCGCGGCCCCAGCAGCACCGACACAGAAUACUGGAGCCCUGGAGUGGGUGGCGUUGGGGUGGGGGGGCGCGAAGACAGCCGGGACACAGAGGGAGGGGGCAGCAGUAACAGCCGACGCAGCACCCCUUGUACAGAGUGUAGAGACUACAGCCUGAGAGGAGCUCACCUGCCCCUGCUGACUAUCGAUCCCCCUAGCGACAGCUCUGUUGAUAUGAGUGACCGCUCGGAUAGAGGUUCGAUAGGUAGACUGGUCUAUGAGACAGAGCCAGGGGGAGGUGGGGGAGGAGGAGGGGAAGGGAGGUCGCCUCACGGCACCAUUAAACACAACCCCCACCCAAACCCCCACCCCAACCCCAACGGGCGCUCUGUCCCCACACACCCCCAGGCCCAAGGCCAGACUCGUACUGUGCUCCCUCACCGCCCCCACCCCUCGGCCAUUCCCUCCCACCUGCCCUACCACACCAUCCUACACCACCACCAUCAGAUCCCCCACCACCCCCAGCACCCCCACCACCCAUACCCCGACACUCCCUCUUCGUCCUCCCAGUCCCCGCAGGGACAACCCCUCACCCCUCUGUCUUCCUCCUCGUCCACCACACUGCCCCCUGGUGGCCUGGAGCAGGUAUGCUGUUCGGAUGGAGACAACGACUCCCUCAACUCCACCACCAACUCUAACGACACCAUCAACUGCUCCUCUGGGUCCUCAUCACGCGACAGCCUCCGGGAGCCCCUCCCACCGCUCGGGAAACAGACCUAUCAGAGAGAGAGCAGACAAAGCUGGGAUAGCCCCGCCUUUAACAAUGACGUGGUGCAGAGACGACAGUACCGCAUCGGACUCAAUCUGUUCAACAAGAAGCCAGAGAAGGGUAUACAGUACCUGAUAGAGAGAGGCUUCGUAUCGGACACACCGGUAGGCAUCGCCCGCUUCAUCCUGGAGAGGAAAGGACUGAGCAGACAGAUGAUAGGAGAGUUCCUGGGCUGCAGACAGAAACAGUUCAACAAGGACGUACUGGAUUGUGUGGUAGAUGAGUUGGACUUCUCAGGGAUGGAUCUGGAUGAUGCCCUCAGGAAGUUCCAGGCUCAGAUUAAAGUCCAAGGGGAGGCCCAGAAGGUGGAGAGACUGAUCGAGGCUUUCAGUCAGCGGUACUGUGUGUGUAACCCGGUGCUGAUCCGACAGUUCCAGAACCCCGACACCAUCUUCAUCCUGGCUUUUGCCAUCAUCCUCCUCAACACAGACAUGUACUCUCCUAACGUCAAGCCAGAGAAGAAGAUGAAGCUGGAGGACUUCAUCAAAAACCUCAGAGGAGUGGAUAAUGGCCAGGACAUUCCCAGAGACCUGUUAAUAGGGAUCUACCAUAGGAUAGAGAAGUGGGAGCUACGCACCAACGAUGACCACGUGUCUCAAGUACAGGCUGUGGAGAGGGUGGUAGUCGGCAAGAAGCCCGUGCUCUCGCUGCCACACCGCAGAUUGGUGUGUUGCUGUCAGCUGUACGAGGUGCCUGACCCAAACAGAAGCCAGAGGACUGGAGUCCACCAGAGAGAAGUCUUCCUCUUCAAUGACCUGCUUGUGAUAACCAAGAUCUUCCAGAAGAAGAAGACCUCUGUAACAUAUAGUUUCAGACAGUCCUUCCCCCUGGUCGAGAUGCAGGUCCACAUGUUCCAGAACCAGUACUAUCCCCACGGUAUCCGUCUGACGUCGGCCAAUCCUGGCGGGGAGAGGAAGGUUCUGAUUGUAUUAAAUGCUCCAAGUCAGCAGGACAGAACACGCUUUACCUCCGACCUGAGAGAGAGCAUCACUGAGGUGACAGAGAUGGAGAAAUACAGGGUGGAGUCGGAGUUGGAGAAGCAGAAAGGGGUGGUGAGACCUGUUGUGGGCGGGGCUGGUGGUGGUGGUCUGGGCGGUGGUUUGAAGGGCGAGGCGGUGAAUGGCACUCUGGGUCGACCCAGUCUGGAUGACAGCUAUGCUUCCGCAGACGGACUCAAACGUACCGCGCUCAGCUCAUCACUGAGAGACCUAUCAGACACAGGGAAGCGGGGCCGCCGGAACAGUGUUGGCUCCUUGGACAGUACCAUGGAAGGCUCCAUCAUUAACAGUCCCAGACCUCACCAACACCCCGACAUGGCUGGUGGUGUAAUGCCACCCGGCAGCUAUGACAUCCAAGACUACCGGCCUCACCGCCCCAUCCUGAGCCCCGGAACGGGGGUGGGGGGUGGGCCGGGGCUAAAUCAUCACACCGCUACUGGGACGACGGCACUGGGUCCCAGCAGCGGAGACCGAGGGGGGACGGGAGCCCCGGGGAACGGGUCUGGAGGGGUAGGGGGCAGUGGAGGUUCCUUCCUGGGUUCCCUGUUCGGGAGCAAACGCUCCAGCACCAAGCCCCCUGGACCUCUCCUCCCUCUCCUCCCACCUGGGCUGCCACACUACCCUGCACCUGUCCCCCCGCCCACCACCGGCGGCCCACCCCCACACUCCCCCUCCUCCCUCACCCACUCCGACGCAGGAGGGCCCUCCAAAAUCCAGGCCCUGCACGCCCAAUAUUGCUACAACAGUACCGCAGGGCAGCAGCCUCCUCCGCCCUACCACCACCACCACCGCUACCACGCCCAGACAGGGCCCGCUCCCAGCCAGCCCUCCUCCACCGCCCAUGGGGCCCCUGGGCCUCAUAUCCUCCACAGGGGCCCCAUGGUAGGGGUCCCCAAGAGGCCGGACCCCGGUCCCGCUCCCUCCCACCCCCAGCUCCAACAGCUGUCCCAGGUUCAGCUGGCCCAGCUGCAGCAGCAUGGUGUACAGUGUGUACAGGGUCACGGGGGAUGCUAUACCAACAUGGGGGUCUCUAUGGGGGUAGGCUGCCCCACUCCGCCUCUUUCACCUCACCCCCCUCGCUCCCCGGGGCCCGCACCCCUUACCCUCUACCACACAUACUCCACACACGGUCGGGGAGGAGGAGUAGGAGGAGGCGCCAAGCUCCCUCUUACUCUCUCACACUCGCAACCCCACCCUCACGCCCACACCCACGCCCCUCAUCGUACCGCUCUUACCCACAACCACAGCCCCCAUCCCGGCUUGUCACUCAGCCCUCACCCCGGCCUUUCCCACAGCCCCCAUCCCGCACAACACCCCAAGCACCAGACUCACUUUAUCUUCGCUGCCCCGCCGCCCCAGACCCCCAUCGCACGGCACAUCCCCCAGUCUGCCGCUCACGGCCAAUACCACCCUCAAUACCCCCCGCUCUCCUCCAUACCACCUCCCCCUUCACACUCCCCUUUACCCCCCCCUUCCUCCCCAAAUACCCCACUUACCCCUAUCUCCCCUUACGCCCACCCCCUCCAGCAGCAGCCCGCCCAGCACCAGGGAGGGCAGCAGGGUUCUGGAGGGGGCAGCAGCAGCACGGGGACGGGCAGCACCACCAGCUCCAAGUCCAAGCCUAUCAACCGCAUCAGCACGGUGGUGUGAGUGUCAGGAGACGCAACAAACCUCCCAGACACCAGGGGACACCGCUCGUCAGACUGAGGUCGACAGACCAGAACAACUACAGGUUUAAGAGUGGCCACGCCCAGAUCAUCCAAUAUGGCCGCCGGCGCUCUGAGAGAGGCAGGAGGCGAUACUUGCUCAGGCUGUGUUACUUCCACCUCCGGUUCCCUCACAGAUUCACAUUCAGGUAGAGAGGAAGACAUGAAUUGUGAGGGGAAGGAUAUAACCUUCUUAACUGUUAGGCCAAGAGAGAAAUUCCCCCUCUUUGGGCCAAGGGCUGACACUGGUCACUGGCCUGAAGUCACAGGCAGGGCUACAUUAUCACGAGACCAUGAGCCUCAUGUCUUCUACACUGACACACUGAAGAGAGAGAGAGGAUGACUAGUCAGCUGUUAGAAGAGAGAGAGGAAGACACUGACACACAGAAACUCCACAGACCGAUCUGCAUGAAGAUAUUCACAUACAAUACCAAUGUUGAUGAGGAUGUGACGCUUCUGUGGGGGGGCAUGUUCUGCAUGACCUCGUGUUGCCAGAGGAGGAGAAUAUGAUGACAAAUGGUGCCAAACCUGGUGAACCAGGAAGUGGACUGGAAGUGUAUUGGUGAAUCAGGAAGUGACAUGGCCAGUGUCUGCCUUCUUACAUCUUAAAUCUCCAUGUUGUUGUUGUUGUUGUUGUUGUGUAAUAAAACAGACAUGCGUACUUUCA
This is a messenger RNA of Salmo salar (Atlantic salmon), 7157 nucleotides long. Lineage: Eukaryota; Metazoa; Chordata; Actinopteri; Salmoniformes; Salmonidae. The record is from RefSeq and is a predicted model, not a curated record.